Messenger RNA from Trematomus bernacchii (emerald rockcod), 2864 nucleotides. RefSeq names its product zinc finger protein 699-like. Gene Ontology annotation, molecular function: DNA-binding transcription factor activity; RNA polymerase II cis-regulatory region sequence-specific DNA binding. NCBI's taxonomy places the organism in Eukaryota, Metazoa, Chordata, Actinopteri, Perciformes, Nototheniidae. Gene Ontology annotation, biological process: regulation of transcription by RNA polymerase II. The record is from RefSeq and is a predicted model, not a curated record. Bases 3 to 1127 code for a protein of 374 amino acids. The transcript is spliced from 2 exons.
UCAUGCCAACGAGAAAAAUAAAAGUUGGUUUGGCUUAUUUUGUCUCUUCAUACAUCCAUAUAUUUCACACAGUAGAAAUGGCUGCAGUUGAGAAACUGAGAAGUGUUAUCAACGAGCGACUAGCUGCAGCUGCCGAUGAAAUAUUGGAAGUUUUUGCUCAAGCUUUAUCAGCAUACGAGGAGGAGAUUUGUCGUCAGCGCAGAUUAUUGGAUACCGUCUUGAAGCCUCAGAUAAAGCUGCACAAAACAGAGCUCCCUCAGCAACAUGUCUGUAAUGAGGAUGAGGUUCUCACUGACCAGCAGCUCUAUAGUCAGGAAAGGAACUCCAGUCUGGACCAAGAGGACCCAGAGCCUCCACAGAUUAAAGAGGAACAGGAGGAACUUUGCACCAGUCAGGAGGAAGAGCAGCUUGAACUAAAGCAGGAGACUGAUGUCUUCAUGGUGACUCUUACUGAUGAGGAAAGUGUGCACAGCAGACGGACUUGUGCAAAAGAGUCUGUAGGCAACAUGCCAGUUAUAAGCGUUGUGGUAUCAGAAGCACAAAGUCAUCUGCAGCUCAUCUCUCACAAUUCUGAUGACUCAGGGUUAACAAGAACUGCAGAUCCAGAAAUAAACAAAAGACAUCACAAAACCAAAAGGAACAAUGUAAACAACGCUAACUUGUCAGACAUGCAACGUAAUACUUGCACAGUGAAAAAUAAUUUAAAAUGUCAAACUUGUGGGAAAGAUUUUAAGUACAUGUCAGUAUUACGAAGACACAUGACCACCCACACGGAUGAGAAGCCAUGUGUUUGCGUGACCUGCGAGAAAAGCUUCAAUGAGAUGUCAAAAUUAAAAAGGCAUAUGAAAUUCCACACAGCUGAGAAGAAAUAUACUUGCAAAACAUGUGGGAAAAAAUUCAAAUUGAACUGUGACUUUAAGAGACACAUGAGAGUCCACACGGGUGAGAAACCGUAUGUUUGCGUGACCUGCGGGAAAAGCUUCAAUGAGACGUCAAAAUUAAGAAGGCAUAUGAGAGUCCACACAGGUGAGAAACCGUUUACUUGUAAAGCAUGUGGGAACAAUUUCGGACAUAACCAUGGAUUAUUGAUCCACAUGAGAAGGAUUCACGCUGCCAAGAAGGCAUAACUUUGAAUUGAAAAGGUAUUACAUGGUUUACACCAACAAGUAGAUUUCCAUAUGUACCCACACAAGUGACAAGGCACAUAAAUGCAGCACUUUUUUCAUCUGGAUGAAUGUUCACCAGGCAGCUACCUCUGGGACUGAGCAAUGCAACCUAUGCUGAAUAUUUAAAAAACUGCAAUUAAGUUGCAAAUAGAUUUCUUUAUGUUUUCAACAUGUCAUUUUGUUUUCUAUAUUUAUGUAUUUUGUAGUGGAAUCAAAUAGUUUUUUUUGUUAUUUUGGUUUCAAGGUGACAUUCAAGCUGAAGUUGGAAAUAAUCUACAUUGUGCUUUAAUGAAUAGAAAUGAUCGGUGCACUUAAUGCUGUGUGAUCUAAUGUAUGUAUCUAACAAUAAAGCUUUGUUUGGUGAUGAUGUAAGAAUACCAGAUUCACCCUAAACGCUAAAGAUAUAAGCAAAUGAGGGUCAUCCAGGCAGCUGGUAUGACUGACAUAAUAAGUAAGUGGAUGUAAGUUGUUACAAACAGUAGAUGUUUAAAUGAUGUCCACAUGGGCUUGAGCUUAAGUUAUUAUAUUAUUUAAAAACGUUGAUUAGUUUGAUCACCAGAGUUGCCUCAUAUUGAACUUUGGUAAUACUAAUAAGAGAUUGCAUUUGAAUCACAAGUAAGAUGUUGAACUAAAAACUAAAUGGUUCUCAGAUGGCAUCUUAUUGCUUUCCUUUCAUGCAACAUCAAGUUCUACUUUUCAUUUUACAGGAGAAUACUUUCCAAGCCGGUACAUUCAUUUGACGGCUAUAAAUUAAAUGAAAAACGUCUAUCAAUUUUUCUGAUUAAGGUUUUCCAUGAAAAAGUGUUCACACAUUACUAUGUAAAGUCGUUCCACCCUUGUACUGUGUUUUUUAUUUAAUUUAAAACAUUGUAUUUGCAAUGGCUUAAAAAAUAUGAAUCAUGUUAAUGAAAGCUAUUAAAUAGAGCCUUCUCAUUUCCUUUAUUAUAAUGAAUGUUGAAAUAGCACAGCAAGGUUACAAUGGCCUCAGUAAAAUUCACAUGUUAAAUUUGCACAGAUUCACUGCCACUAACCAACAUCUCAGUUAUAAUAUUAAAAUCUGAAUCUGACAGAAAGGGCCCAGAUUCAUCCCAACCAAAGUGUCCACUACCUUUCUCACAACUCUCACAGAGUCGAAAGCCAUGCAAGAGCAAUUCACAAGAAGACCCGUACUGAUCAGGAACCAGAGAGCAAAUGUUUAAAAUGAGGAGUUUCAUGAUUUCUUAAAGUAAAAAAAUCUACACAAGGUCCCACACCGGUUUACAGAGUUGGGAGGAGUACUCAUCGUGUACUUCAGUAAAAGUAGAAUUACAAGAGUCUAGGAAUAUUCUGUUACAAGUUAAAGUCCUGCAUUCAAAGGUUACUCAAGUAAAAGUACAAAAGUAAAAGCACUUAUUAUGCAGAUUUCCCCUUACAGAAUAAUAUAUAUUAUAUAUUUUAAUAAUAGUUAUUGAUGCAUUAAAGUGUUUAUCAAAGCUGGUAAAGGUGCAGCUAGUUUUAAUCACUUUGUUUGCUGCAGGGUAGAUUGUGAAUUUACUCCAGGUGUAACUAAAGUCUUAUUUAAGUGUUGUGUAUAUAUAGAUUACUUGAUCGGCAUUACUUGCACAUUGGUCUUGCAACAUAAACUUCUUCUACUCUUUUCUACUGUUUCGUCUUGCACUAUAUUUAUUUUGUAUUUGUAUUUUUUGUAUCUGUUUUAUU